This is a messenger RNA of Pseudocercospora fijiensis CIRAD86, 1005 nucleotides long. RefSeq lists its product as uncharacterized. The transcript has a single exon. The record is from RefSeq and is a predicted model, not a curated record. Bases 1 to 1005 code for a protein of 334 amino acids. Lineage: Eukaryota; Fungi; Ascomycota; Dothideomycetes; Mycosphaerellales; Mycosphaerellaceae. Gene Ontology annotation, molecular function: hydrolase activity.
AUGUCUUCAACACCACAACCUCCUUAUCCUCUCCACGAAUCUGUCCGUGACAAACUAGAUCCAGAAUAUGUCGAGUUCUACAACAAGCAUAUUAUCAACAAUCAGCAAGUCCAGUACCAGCCGGUGGAAGCAUCUCGCUCUUCUGGUAUAUUGAUUCCUGGCGCAGGCCCGCAGCUUCCCGUUGGAGAUAUCAAGGACCUCACGUUCCAGCGCGUCGAGAGCGUUGGCCCAGAUGUGCAGGUUCGGGUAUUCACUCCCGAAGGACCUAAGCCCAGCAAAGGGUGGCCGGUGUGCCUUUGGUUUCACGGCGGUGGCUGGGUCCUUGGAAACAUUAAUACCGAGAAUGUCGUUUGCUCGCAUAUCUGUUCCAGAGUCGAAGCUGUAGUCGUAUUUGUCGAUUACCGCACGGCGCCCGAAGAUCCGUUUCCUGCUCAGGUCAAUGACUGCUGGGAGACGGUACAAUGGAUUUUGAGAAGCGGGAAAGACGUGCUGCAGGUUGAUGUUUCGAGAUUCGCAGUUGCUGGGUCGUCGGCAGGAGGCAACUUAGCAGCGGUCAUGUCGCAGCGAGCAGUUGAGCGAGGUGGGCCAAAGUUCGCCGCUCAGGUUCUUGUCGUGCCUGUGAUGGAUAACACGGCUUCUCCGGAAACGAAAGCAUCCUGGAAAGAAAACGAAUUCACUGCUGCGUUGCCUGCCGAAAAAAUGAUGUGGUACAGAGUCCGAUAUCUGCCCAAUGAAGGAGACUGGUCCAGCGCCGAAGCAUCGCCGUUGCUCUGGAGCGGAGACUGGAGUCGACUCCCACCAAGCAGGGUUAUCGUCGGAGAGCUGGACGUCCUACGCUCCGAGGGAGAAGAGUUCGCGGCAAAGACCAACAAGGCAGGAGUCUCGAGCGAAUGUUUCGUGAUGUCGGGAAUGCCGCAUCCAUUCUUGGCAAUGGAUGGUGUAUUGACGAAAGGCAAGGAAGCCAUCACGCUAGUGUGUGAAGGGCUGAAGAAGACGCUGCAUUAG